Messenger RNA from Uloborus diversus, 1867 nucleotides. RefSeq names its product regulator of G-protein signaling 7-like. NCBI's taxonomy places the organism in Eukaryota, Metazoa, Arthropoda, Arachnida, Araneae, Uloboridae. The record is from RefSeq and is a predicted model, not a curated record. Gene Ontology annotation, biological process: intracellular signal transduction; regulation of G protein-coupled receptor signaling pathway; G protein-coupled receptor signaling pathway.
UCUUCUCUCUUUUGUGUGUGGACCCCGCCGCGCGUGAGUGUGUGUGUGUGUGUGCGUGUGUGCUCGUCCCGUGUGUGGGACAGUGGGACAGAGAACCGGGUCGAGCUCCAGUCCAAUGGAUUCCGGGCCUUGGGUGCUCGGGUAGCGUGAGCCGUGAAUGGCGUACAGGCGGAAGGGCGACGCGGGCAACGGGCAGGCGCAGGGCUGCGACGACAAUCCCAACCACAUCGUGUACCGAAAGGUUCCGACUUAAUAACUUGGAUGAUGAAGAAUCUCGAUGUUGAAGACCAAACGGAAGCUCUUCACCUGGGUCACCUGAUGUCCGCUCAUGGCUACUUCUUCCCCAUCGACGACCACGUCCUUACCAUCAAGGCCGACGGGACGUUCUACAGGUUCCAGACUCCUUAUUUUUGGCCGUCCAAUUGCUGGGAGCCAGAAAAUACGGAUUAUGCCGUGUACCUGUGCAAGCGAACCAUGCAGAACAAGACGCGUCUGGAGCUUGCCGACUACGAAGCCGAGAACCUGGCCCGCUUGCAAAAGAUGUUCUCCAGGAAGUGGGAAUUCAUUUUCAUGCAAGCCGAGGCACAGGCCAAGGUGGACAAGAAGCGAGACAAGCUGGAACGAAAAGUUCUUGAUAGCCAAGAGCGUGCCUUCUGGGAUGUACAUCGACCUGUGCCCGGUUGUGUCAAUACCACCGAAAUGGACAUCAAGAAAGCGUGUAGGAUGAACAAACCCAUCAAAAGUGCCAAGCAUCUGCAGAGUGCGGUAGGGGGAGGACGCAUUAGUCCCAGCGUCUCAGAGACGGAACUGAACAGCCCUCAGGACAGUGUCAAAGUAGAGAUUCAGUCCUUGAGGGAUCGGCUGGACAGGAGGAACGUGAAGAUGUCCAAGGUGGCUGAAUCGUACAUCAACUUCUUCGAGCAGUACCAGGAAUACGACGCCUUCCUAACGACGCCGGAGCCAUCCAACCCGUGGAUCUCAGACAGCGUCGAUUUCUGGGAUCUCGAAAAACAAACGAAAGACAUUCCGGCCCGGCGAGUUCGCCGUUGGGCGUUUUCCCUGAAGGAGCUUCUGAAGGAUCCCGCGGGCAAGGAACAGUUUUUCAAGUUCCUGGAGAAAGAGUUCUGUGCCGAAAACCUCAAGUUUUGGGACGCUGUACAAGAGCUGAAACAAGUGCAUUCAAGAGACAUUCCACUCAAAGUACAAGCUAUAUGGAACGAAUACUUGGCGCCAGAUGCCAACUGUCCCAUCAACAUUGAUUCCAAAAGUUUCGAGAUUACCAAGAAAAACAUAGAGGCACCGAAUAGGUGGACGUACGAAGAAGCAGCGGCUCAUGUGUACCAGCUGAUGAACAGCGAUAAAUACACCAGGUACCUGAGGUCAGAAAUGUACAAAGAAUACCUCAACGGAAUGAAGAAAAAGACUUCAGUGAAAGGAAUCCGAUCAGUGAUUUCUUUCAGCGCGAAGAAGGAACAAACUUCGUCAUCGUCCUAGCACACUAAAACAGCAAUCUUCUGAUAUGAGCAUUUCUUCGUGUUUACAAAGAGUUGAAGCAAUGGAGGAGGCAAGCCCCUCUUCGAUUGUCCUGCUGAAUAACCGAGCAAUGGAACUGUUCUCCAGAAAGGGACGCUUCUGUGACGUUCAAAUAGUUCUCUGUCUUCGAAUUCCGUAGCUGCCCACAGAGCGGAAGUGUCAGAACGGAAGUGUUGCCUCUCUUCCUUGCUGUCGUGUAUAUAUCUUGUACAGAAAGAGUCAUUUUUUUAAGCGAAUCAUACGAAAUCUUUGUACCAUAGACUAUUCUUUUCUCGUCAGAACAUUGUUUUGCGAAGUGUUACCAGUAAGACUUCGCCAAGUUUUGUUUCGAAAU